UUCGUUUUCAAUGACAUGCAUUUCUCGGCCCUGCAGUCAGUUGUGGGCGAACUUAACAUUGAAACGGUGACAGUCAUGCUGCAUCCAUUGACGGCCACCUACUAUGAUCCAGAUCGCAAGAUCUGGUCUGGACCUCAGCGUAAGGAUGUGUACAAUGAAAAUAUAACAUUGGGCGAAGUGAUCUAUGCCACGCUCUCGAAACAUCCACAAAAAAUUAUACAAAUCCAUGAUGUUAGCGGUGUGAAGCUGACCUGUGCCGAGCUACUGCAUAAGGCCAAGGCAUUGGCAAGAAAUCUUUUGAAGUUAGACCUUAAAGUGGGCGAUGUUAUCGUUUUGUAUGCCAGUAAUUGGACUCACAGUACUACCCUGAUGUUGGCCUCAUUUCUCUGUGGAACUCCGGUGAAUGCUUUGUGUCCUGCUUUCGACAAGGAGAACGUUGCCUUGAUAUAUAAAAUAACUCGCCCCAAGUUAAUAUUCUGUGAUGCUGCCAACUACCAAAUUGCCCAGGAAGUGAAUCGAGAAUUAAAUUUGGAUGCCGUAGUUUUCAUAAUGAAUGAUAAUGAAGGUGUCAAGGGUCUGGGUCACAUUAAGGAUUUACUAAAUGCCAAGGGGUCCAGAGAUGAGCAAUAUUUCAGAUAUCCCUGCUACGAUCUCAAGGGCGAUGACACGGCCAUAAUCAUAUGUUCAUCGGGCACGACAGGCACUCCAAAGGGAGUUCGUUGCUCUCAUCGUGCUUUUCUCAAUCAGAAUGUUUUUCUAACCCUGAAAACCGAUUCGGUAAUAUGCAGCUUUAGCACUCUGUAUUGGAUAUCCGGAGCCUUUGCCCUUAUUUCCUCGCUGACAACUGCCUGCUUGCGUGUGGUGACCUCCCAAGCCUAUUCCCCUGAAUAUUUUCUCGAUUUGGUUCGCCGCUACAAGAUUACCCAUUUUCUGGGCGGAGGAAAUUUCAUGGCCGAAUUAAUUAUGUAUGCUAAGGAGGAGGUUAUUCAAAAGAGUUUGGAAUCCAUUGAUACGAUGUUGAUUGGUGGCGCCAAAGUCCUACAGGCUGUCCAAGAGAAAAUGAACAGUAUUUUGGCAUGCAAUAGUCAGAGACCUGGGUUUUGUGUUGCCUAUGGCAUGUCGGAAUUGUCGGGAAUGCUGAGCAUUAGCGGUGGUCAUGUCAUGGAACGGCUGGAGGGUUCCGAAGGGAAACUGGUGGCCAAUAAACAGGUUCGAAUUAUCGAUAAAUUAGGUCGGAAUUUGGGACCCAAUGAACAUGGUGAAAUUUGUAUUCUCACACCGUACACUUGGUCGGGAUAUUAUCAAAACCCCGAGGCCACAAGUAAGGCUUUGCGCAGCAAUUGGUUACAUACCGGUGAUAUCGGCUAUUUCAAUGACGAAGGAUUUUUGCAUGUCUGCGCGAGGGACAAUGAUGUCUUUAAAUCGAGAAAUUUCCAAAUCUACCCACAGCUUAUAGAAGAGGUGAUCUGUCGCAUCCCCGGAAUAGCAGAAUGUUGUGUAUUUGGUAUUCCCGAUUUUGUGGCCUCCCAUUUGACGGCUUGUGCUGUGGUGCGAACGCAAAAUGCCGAUGGCCUAAAGUUGACCACUAAGGAGAUUGAUCAGCAUGUUAAGGCCAAUAUGGGUAGUAUGUAUCAUUUGAGUGGUGGUGUUUAUUUUGUGGAAGCCAUACCCAAGACCGGGUCGGGCAAAGCGCAACGGCGUAAAGUUUUGGAUCUUGUGAUGAAAAUAAAAAAGGAGGGUGGCGAAGAAAAACCAUAACAUACGUAUUAUAUAAAAGUGUGUGAUAUAUGUGUAUGGUUUUGUGUGAAAAUUUUGUUUAGAUAAAUAAAUAAUUAAGCAGAUGAAAACAGAAA
This is a messenger RNA of Musca domestica (house fly), 1853 nucleotides long. RefSeq lists its product as uncharacterized. Gene Ontology annotation, molecular function: long-chain fatty acid-CoA ligase activity. The coding region runs from base 16 to 1758 and encodes 580 amino acids. Gene Ontology annotation, biological process: long-chain fatty acid metabolic process; fatty-acyl-CoA biosynthetic process. The transcript has 4 exons. The record is from RefSeq and is a predicted model, not a curated record. Lineage: Eukaryota; Metazoa; Arthropoda; Insecta; Diptera; Muscidae.